Messenger RNA from Leptonychotes weddellii (Weddell seal), 1734 nucleotides. Lineage: Eukaryota; Metazoa; Chordata; Mammalia; Carnivora; Phocidae. The record is from RefSeq and is a predicted model, not a curated record.
AUGACCUGAGCCAAAGGCAGUCGCUUAACCAACUGAGCCACCCAGGCGCCCCCAGCUUCCAUUCUUAGGGGUUUUCCAAAAGUCACGUCAUUAACACAGACUCAAGUGUGGUUGAAAGAGGCUUGAUAUGAGUAACGAAAGAUCCCUUUACCACCUAGGAAAUUCCAAGUGUUGUUGGAGCUCUGGACCAGGAGGGCCAAAUGUAUACUUCUUACAAAUUGAAUUUCACAUAGGUCAAACCGUGUGUGUAAAAGCACCUCUUGGAAAUUUUAACCGGAAAUGUACUGAUACAGUUACAUGGGGAGGGGAGAGUUUUUCUUUGGAUGUGUGCAGCUUUCUAGGACUGUUCAAGCCUCCUGAUCCUUAGAUUGUACUUGGAGAAAAUGGGGGCAUUCGACCCUAGGUGGGCAUGUCCCGAAUCAGACCCAUCUCCCCCAAAACAUACUUUGCACCCGACAGAAGGGUGAGGUGGGGGCCUUCAAGAGUGCUUACAGUGCUGGAUGUGUGUCAUCUGAACUGUGUGUGUUGCAGGAGGAGGCUUACAGGGCUGGAUUCAGUCAUCCAGACUCUGGGUCACAGCGUUCUGAGGAGAAUGGGAGGGGAUUGUGUCCGAGAGCAGGUGACAUGCAUUCUGGUUUUUUUGAGAAGCGGACCUCUGUAGGUGGUCCACCUGUGUCAGCCUGUCUCAUUGCUUUCUUCCUUCCUUUGCCCCAUUUACGGGCAUGGAAAGGUGAUUAUUACCUGAGAGGAAAGAAAGAUUUGCUAGUGGGCUCAGGUUUGGAGCCAGCAAGGUGAAAUUUGAAGAAUUUUACAUGUAUCUGAAGCUACUUCUCAGUGGUAUCUGUUGUUUUCCCUAGGAAGGUGAGUUAUGCAGGGCAGAGCAUUUGGGGGCAUCAGAAGCAAGAGUGUACAAAGGGCCAGUUUUGUAGAAGUAAUGCCCCCUGGGUCCUGCCUGGCAUGUAUGUACCAAUCGCUGGUGAUUUUGUGGUGAUUUUAAGAAAUUGUUUUAAGGAAUGUCUGGGGUUGGUCUGGUCUGGCAGCUUCUACCACUCUAACCUGCACCCUGACCUGAGACGGGCACAGCAGGCUUUUCUCCUACCUUUCAGGACGAGCUGCUGUUAUGUUUUAGCUCUGCCCAGCCUCUUCCUUUCCUGCUCCCUGUUUCCCUCCAGAAGGCACCAGUAUUAGAAAAAGUGUAUGUUGGGAGGCAUUUUUCUCUUCUCUGAAUCCUCUUUCUCUGGGAGGUUGUAAUUACUGUUUUCUGAGGUCAGACUUUGUUUUCUCUUAGGAACCAGUGAGCCGAAGGAUGCUGGGCCUGGAGCAGAUAGAGGCAAGAGAGGAGGAAAGCAGAGUGACUUUGCCUGGUGGAGACGGAUGCAGAAGCGGGAGUUCCCUUGGGCUGACAAGGAUUGUUGCAGUCUGGCUGUUUUGGGGGCCGGUGUUUCCAUGGGAUUUUUCUACGUCUGGAUUCUGGGAAGGAAAUCACCUGGAAGCACUUCGUGCAGUGUUCCCUGGUGAGCGGUCUGGCGCCCCUGACGUCACAGGCAGGUCCUCCGUCUUCAGGGUCCACCUGCGCCCACUGAAGCUGGACAGGAGCCUCUAUAAGGAUGCCCUGGCAAGAAAGCUCAUGGUGCUCACUUUGGGCUUCACGGAACUUUGAAUCUGUUGAGACAAAUUAAAGGCCUCAGAGGUGAUGAGCCCCAAAGCUGAUUUGUACCCAUUUGUUUAGACUUG